Molecule: messenger RNA, 1002 nt
Organism: Agrilus planipennis (emerald ash borer)
Lineage: Eukaryota; Metazoa; Arthropoda; Insecta; Coleoptera; Buprestidae
Product: 39S ribosomal protein L19, mitochondrial-like
Exons: 7
Coding region: 83-946 (287 amino acids)
Biological process (GO): translation
Cellular component (GO): mitochondrial large ribosomal subunit; ribosome
Molecular function (GO): structural constituent of ribosome
Source: RefSeq, a predicted model, not a curated record
UACACAACAUAACGACAUAACCUUUAAGUUAUCUCAUUUUUUAAUUUGUAUGUAUUUUCUUAGAUUUUAAAAAGCAAGUAGUAUGUUUUCGUCUAGCCGAAAAAAAAUUAUUUCUACGUCUCUGAAAGGUUUCAGAUGCAACUCUCAAACUGCGGAAGCCCUACAAGUAACUAAUAGGCUGGCAUCUAAUAAAACAAAACCAUCUCAAUUAAAGUUUUCGCGAAUUUAUCCAGAAUUUUUACCUGAUCCUAAAAUAGAAUUUAGAAAUCCCCUUAGAGAAAUAAUAGAACGCAUGGACAUGUUAAACAGAAGACGCAAUGUUCAUAUACCGGAAUUUUACGUUGGUUCAAUACUGUCAGUAACAUAUUCUGAUAAGCACAACCCAGAAAAGCUAAAUUGUUUUGUGGGUAUUUGUAUUAAAAGAGAAGGUUGUGGUCUUAGAGCCAAUUUUAUCCUCAGAAAUAUUAUAGAUUCACAGGGUAUUGAGAUUCUGUUUGAUAUUUAUGAUCCCACAAUACAAAGAAUAGAUGUCUUGAAAUUGGAAAAACGACUAGAUGAUGAAUUACUCUACUUGAGGGAUGCUCUACCAGAAUACAGCACUUUUGAUAUAAAUAUGGAAGCUGAAGUAUUACCUGAAGGAAGUGAAAUACCAAUAAAUCCAAUUAAAGUAAAAUUAAAACCAAGACCUUGGUUGGAGAGAUGGGAAAGGAAAAAUUUAAAAGGUGUCCAAGACUUAGAACUACCUGAGAAAUUUUACAAAAGAGCUGCUGAACUUGCAGACACUACAUCUCAAUAUGAUUUAAUGAAACAGUACAUGAAAACGAUUCCAGUUGAAGAACAGUAUCAAAUAUUUUCUGAAAUUGAAUCAGAAUUAAAUCAACUUGAAAUUGCACAGAAGAAGCAGAAGAGAAAGAAAAGCUUUGUAAAACCAGUAAAAUUGGCUUAAAUGAAUUAAACUGUAGUGAAUGAAAAUGUGAAUAAAUGUUUCUUUGUUAAAAAUUA